CCCCAAUUCGCUUCCACAAAACUGAUUUCUAUUUUCAUGCCCCCAAUUACGUGAAGUCAGCACAAAACAAUUUAUUUACCUCGCAGGUACAUUAUAUAUCAGCCCGUACACAGUGAUAUCUGCCACGAAUAUUUCAUGUGAUCUCAAUAUCCGAGGAGACGAAGCCCUCAACGUCACGAGAUCCGAAAUGUUGAAGAUGGUUUAAAGAUGGGGCUCCGAGCGAUUUUCUCUCUCCCAUUUUUCUUCAGAAUUUGGAUUCGACAACAAUUUCAUCAUAGCGCCGAGAAUGCACUCCCUCCUUCUCCUCCUAAUAAUCCGGGGCAUCUCGCAAACCCAAGAGACCAUCGAGCCAUCAUCAGCCACCCGGAUCCUCCACCUAACAUCAACAAUCAUCGGUCUCGCCCACGCCGUAACAAUAACCAACACUUCGUCCUGCAACGUGUAAGCCUCCAUCCCGCAAUCCCUCCAAGAGAAGCACUUCCAAAGCGCAUACAGCGAGUUCACCACGCCGUGUUAUUCUUGGUCUUGGAAAUUCCCGCUGCUGCAUUGAACAAUUCGAAUUCCAAGCUGUGGAGCACCGGGCCUGGAGAUUUCACACCCUCUGACACCUUCGGGGUGUACUUCUCAACGAGAGGGAGUUGCACCCAGGUGGUGCCAGCUUACACCCGCAAGAUCUCCGCUCCGCUCUAAGGCGAAGAUGGGCUGUAUAUCAAUCGCGCGGUCCAUGAGUGCGGGAUUGAAGGGACGGCUAAUGCAGAGUGUGAGCGGUAUAAUGAGUAUUCGUUUA
Messenger RNA from Hyaloscypha bicolor E, 787 nucleotides. RefSeq lists its product as uncharacterized. The transcript has a single exon. NCBI's taxonomy places the organism in Eukaryota, Fungi, Ascomycota, Leotiomycetes, Helotiales, Hyaloscyphaceae. Bases 208 to 690 code for a protein of 160 amino acids. The record is from RefSeq and is a predicted model, not a curated record.